UAAAUCCACUUCUGCCUUGCCUUCCCUCUACCAAACAGUCUCACCUAACUCCCAUCUCACCACUUCUGUGAAAGAACUGAAGCUUUCUUGGAUUCAGCAAAUUAAAUUCUGCAGCAAUGGAAAAUAAUCGUUUGUUUGAUGGUCUCGUUUCAAACCUAACGGUCUUCACUCUUGGUAGAUGAUGGUCCCGUCUCCCAUCCUGGAAAGUAGAUGUAUUUGCCAUCCGUCUCUGUUUCUUUCUCUACUGGUUUUGCAACACAGAACGCUUUAAUUCCUUCUCCCACUCCUGAACCUUGACCACGCAAAGAUUUAUGCAAAUAAUUACUGCUCGCCAGUGCUUGUUUCCGUAUGUUUGUAGUGGGAAGGAUUUGCAGGUUGAUUAGAAAUGCAAGAUGCGAAGAGUAGUCAGAUCUCGAAACCAGUGGCGUCGAGGCCUUCUCGCGGCUUUAAGUCCAUCCCUGAGCUCCCGACGAGUUCUUCUGCGUCCCUUGCUGAAAAACCAAUCGCCAGUAAACCAAAAGCUACCAGAUUUAGAGCUGCAUCCAGUGACUCGGCAGCCAUAGCCGUCUCGCUGAUGGAUGAUGAUACGUCGGCAACGGAGAUGACGAGAACAAAUAUCCUGGUCAAGCCCACGGCAAAAUCGGUUUCCCGUGCCACUGCUUCUCUCUUGUCGAGCCUGGGAAACACUGAUUCCGCUCAGCAACCACCAGUUGCGAACGACCAAUUUGUGGAGCAAGAAUUGAAGCAGACGUUAGAGGCCUCAAACUCGAUGCGACAGAGCCAAGAACUCGACGCGAGAAUUCAACAGCCGGCAGGGCAAGAUCGGCAAUCGUACGAUGGCUAUAACUGGAGAAAGUAUGGGCAAAAGCAGGUGAAAGGCAGCGAGUAUCCGCGAAGCUACUACAAGUGCACAUAUCCCACAUGCCAAGUCAAAAAGAAAGUCGAGAGGUCGUUUGACGGGCAGAUCGCCGAGAUUGUGUACAAGGGCGAGCACAACCACCCGAAGCCUCAGCCUCAGCCUCAGCCUCCAAGGCGAGUUGCGCCGGGUUUACAAGAGCAGGCUUUUGCUGCCGUCGCCGCCGACGAGAACAGUAGAGAGAUUGGUAAUCUGUCAUGGAGCAGCUCCCUGUUGGAGGUCAACCCCAAGGAAUUGUCCAUGGCACCGAACUUCUGUGCGCAGGUCUGCACAAUUCCAACGAGUACGGGAGCAAUGGAUAAUUGCAUGCUGCGUGAUUGCAAGAGAAGGAAGAAUGAAGAACCAAUUAGUGGUACAAAUAGAGUUGGAGAAACUUUUACAGAGCCUCAAUCGUUGAUUCAAACCUCUGCAGAAUCUAACAUCUCCGGAGAUGGCUAUCACUGGAGAAAAUAUGGACAAAAAGUAGUGAAAGGCAAUAGUUAUCCGAGAAGUUAUUACAAAUGCACAGCCCCAAAGUGCAAUGUGCGCAAGUAUACCGAGAGGGCUUCGGAUAAUUCCAACUAUAUCGUGACGACAUACGAGGGAAAGCAUGAUCACGAGAUGCCAAUGAAGAGGACCAAUUCGGUUGUGACUAACACUGAAACACCGCCUUCUUGAGGAGGAUCAAUUUGAAGCAUACAUCAUUUACAAGGAAAAGAAAGCAAUUAUUUCAAAAUAUUCUGAAAAGACAAAAGAGGUUAUUGGACAUAGAGAAGGAGCUUAAUCAUCCCUAAGCACCACUUGAAGGAGGAGUGUCUAUCUUCCUUCGCAUUAUAUUAUCUCAAUGUACAAAUUUUUGAUGCAUUGCAUUGUUCGUGGAUUCGCAAACGUUUGGUAUUUAUAAUCACCGGAAAAAAUAAUAAAGUAUUG
Zingiber officinale is the source of this 1825-nucleotide messenger RNA. Its product is annotated as WRKY transcription factor 44-like. Gene Ontology annotation, biological process: regulation of DNA-templated transcription. Gene Ontology annotation, molecular function: sequence-specific DNA binding; DNA-binding transcription factor activity. The transcript is spliced from 7 exons. NCBI's taxonomy places the organism in Eukaryota, Viridiplantae, Streptophyta, Magnoliopsida, Zingiberales, Zingiberaceae. The record is from RefSeq and is a predicted model, not a curated record. The coding region runs from base 386 to 1573 and encodes 395 amino acids.